CCUCUACGAACCCGCGCUACGCCGUAGCACGUGCUACGACACCGAUGAAAAAGUGCUCCGGGCCAAAAAUGUGAUACAAAAAGUACACUCGUGGAAAAAAUUGCUCAAUUUAAUUUUUCUUUUUUUUUCUAAAGUGUGGUGACUUGAAUUGUGGUGACCAUGGAGUGGACUUUGUUCCUGGUGGCCUGUCUUUUCUACACGGCAGCCGGUAACCCGGCAAAAAUGGACUCAAAACGGGACCACUGCAACAAGACAGUGGAGAUAUACGAAGACGUAUCCUCGCCUCCAGUGACGUCAGAGAACUUUGGGAGGCCUCUCACUUGCACAUAUAGGUUUAGAGCUUUCCGAGGGUCGCCAAAGGAUUGGAUACUAAGGAUUAGGUUCAAAAAGUUCAAAGUUGGUACCUUGAUCAAUGGUACGACAUGCCACAAGGGAUACAUGCAGAUCGUCGACGGCAACGCAAAAACAGACGUCUCAAACAGAAAAGAACCAGGUCUCUUCUGUGGAGAAAUCGAACAACCACAAACGUUUAUAUCAGAGACCAACUUCGUCAAGAUUGUGUUCCAUGCCGACAACUUCACUGAUCAAACUUACUUCAGCUUCGAUUCCAGAGCUGAGCAACAAUUCGAAGUGUAUCUCCGUUACGGGCAGCAUCCAGAACUGUAUCCUAAUAGAAGAGGGGAAGUUGUUGCUGGGUCAUAUUGUGAGAGGGUGUUCCGAGAUUGCCGCUUGCAAACGUGUUAUGUACAGUCUGCUGCCUACCCUGGAGUGUAUCCAAGAAAUCUUCAUUGCAGAUACCAUCUAAACACGAGGCUUCCAUACAUAAAACUGUACAUAGAAAAUGAAGAAUUCAAUAUAGACGGACAGCGCUGCGAGAAUAUCAUGACUUGUCCUAUGAGACCCAUAACUUCUGGAUCAGAAAACUGUCCCUACGAUUACAUAAGGAUAUAUGACGGGAAGGAUGAGUCGGCAUCAGUGAUUGGCACUUUCUGCGGCAUGGGCAAGUUCCCCUACUCCAUCAUUGGAACUUCGCAAGAUCUGUUCGUGGAGUUUGUCAGCUCUCCUGCAGGUCCACUUCUAAACACCGGCUUCCACUUCAACGUUGGCAACUGGCCUGGCCACGUGGAAGCCCCAGGGUCUAAAGUCGGCACCUGUGACUGGCUGCUCACUGCAGAAACCCUGAAGAAGUCAGGGGACACUGAAGGCAUCUUCCUCUCUGUAGCCCAUUGGUAUCCACCUCAUACGUCGUGCACGUAUCUCAUGCAAGGCUUCCCUGGGCAGGUGGUUAGGUUAUAUUUUCCAAGUUUCCGAAUAAACCGCAUUGAGUCUCCAAUCCAGCCAUGGACUGGUGACUGCGGAGAAUCCCUCACAUUGUACGAUGCGCCCAGACCUGACGAUGCUCGCAUCAUCAAGACUUUCUGCGACACUUUCAGUAGACCCAUGGAGAAACACGACUUUGUGUCCACUGGGAACGCUAUGUUCGUUAGGUUUGAAAGCAAGACUGGGAGUUAUAGUGGAUCUUCCCUCUACUACUGGGCACAUUACGACUUCUUCAACAACACCCGUUUCGGUGAACCAGUCCAAGGUACUGCCUGUGAUGAGAUCAUAGCAUCCUGGAAGCAGCGAGCUGGUAGACUACGGUCUCCUCUGAACACCCUGGUGUAUAAGCAAGCGUCGCCAGGAGAAGAUGUCCAUUGCUUGUACAGAUUUGUGACAGACAAAAGGAUAUAUGCUCGAGUUAUAUUGACGGUCCUGAGUGUUAAUUUUAAGGAACACCCGUACACUUCAGUAUCCUGUCAAAACUGCUACGAAGAUCGGGCAGACAAGCUGAUCAUUUGGGAGCCAUACCCUGCCGGGAAGUCACCUAAUGUAACUGCACCAGGAGUAAGCACCACACCUCUCCCACUUCAUCUAGCUGUCCAGCGGUCCCUUGGCUCCUGUUUAUGUGCUAAACAUGCAAACGCCGUGUCAAGAGCAAGACCAUAUAGAGUAGUAUCUUCAGGUGAAAGCUUGAACCUCCAACUGAUUGUUGAUAAUGCUCAUGCAGCCGCCUCUUAUUUCAAAAACCCUUCACCACUAUUUGAAGCUCGCUAUGAAUUUGUUCACGGCCCUCUCUGUGGCCCAGCGGUCUUGGCAGCUGCCUCAGAUGGAGAAAUAGUUUACCCACAUUUAGAAGCUUUAGGCUACAUGGAACCGCCAAAGAGGAUUCAAUGUAUUUGGGAUCUAGAGAUUGAAGAAAAGAGGGAUAUAUGGCUGCACUUUGAAAGCAUCAAGUUCGCGUCUCGACAUUGUGAGGAUGGUAAUAUUCAGAUCUAUUUACCGGGACGAUUAGACCCAUAUUUGUCUGUAUGUGGUGACAAUGUAUCAGAAACUGAAAAACUGCCAAUAUUGUCAGCUGGUGAACUUGGUUUCGAGUCUUUAGAUGACCCAUUAGUAAUUGAAAAAGAAAAGACAAGGUCUAUCCGUAUAGUCUUCAUCGGUAGUGCAUCCCCAGCACGAGCCGCGUUCAAGAUUGCUUGGACUGGACUGUACCAUUUACCUAAGAACUCUGACGGAACACUAAUGACGUCAAGAUUAACUGAUGGAGAAAUGAAAUCUUCUGAAUCUGGCCAUGGUUGUGAUUUCAUAUGUCCUGGUGAAGCUUUGUGUAUACCAGCAAGAUUAAUCUGCAAUGGUGUUGUCAACUGUCCAAACGUGACAUCAGGGGAUCGCAAAUUCUGGACAGCUGAUGAAAAGAGAGCUAGAGAAGCUUAUUCUGAGGACAGUCUCAGACGACUGGGGUACUUGGACUUGUUGGGAGGACUUCCAUUAGGUCAGCUUCAUGAUGAAGCGCCAGAGCUAUGUGCGAAGGCGAGGAGUAUUGGAGGUGGUGAUUGGACGGCACCUGCCUUGGGUGCUGGGUUAGCGAUUGCUAUAGGUGUAUGUGCCCUGGGCGCGGCGUGGCGCCUGUGCUGCCGCAAGCGGUCGCCGGACGAGGAGUCGCUGGACUACUGACACGCGGCCCGCGGUGCGCCGCACGCACCGCCGUCGCUGCACUCGCGCUCCACGUCCCGCGACCUGCCGAUGGACUGGAGUCUCCAUUGACAGACGCUAUAUUGAGCGCCGGAGCCCUCCUUUGUUGAUUACUGAGAACCAAGUUCUUUACAUGUUAUUGUUGCCCGGAUAAUUGUGAAUAUCAAAUACCUAAGAUUUCACACUCCAGUCAAUUUUCACUAAGAAUGUUUCUAUAUUUAACUCUGUAUAAGUAUAGUUGCGAGCAGAAGCCGUUGCGUGACGAAAGCCUGUUUUGGUAAUGUACAAAAUUUACGAUUGCUGUGGAUCGUUGGAUCAGUCUAAUUUGUUAACAACAACUAAUGGUGAAGCCAAAAAUUUCUUUGCAACUGCUCGGAGCUGUCAUUAUAUUUCUACUCUACUUAAGUACGCCAAUUUCGAAUGUAUUUUAUUGAAGACACGCAAAUAUUCAACGUGUUUAAUUUUAGGAGGGUAAGAUUCCUGGCGCUCAAGUUGACGACGUUGUUUUGUAAUUACUGUAUAUACCCUUAUACCUAAAUUAAACCUAACGUUAAUUGAUGCUUCAAACGAACGAUCAUAGGUUAGGGCAAGGUGAUAGUAGCCAAACAGUUAAGUCAUUAUCAACUUAGGUAGUAAUAGUUGUAAUGUUUUUAUAACAUGGCAUAAGUAUUCCUGGAAUCAGAGAAUGGGUUCAAUUUUAUGAUUUUUGGACUCAUUGUUUUAGACAUCAAGUUGACAUUAAGUGCUCGUUAAAAGAUCGCCAAUUCCUUUAGUCUUCAUUAACAUGAGUUUAUUGCCAAUAAGAAUAAAUUCCUAAACCUUAUCAAUGUCUCCUGAAUCAAUAUUUGUUAUAGCAUCACAAGAAUUUGGCGAAAUUUGACUUGCACGCUGGCUUCAAAGCGAUUUGACUGAUUGCGAGCAUCAUGUAAUCUACUCGUUGUACUGUAAAUAUAUUUGACUAGAUUAUUAAGAUCGUUACUAGAGUAAGUCAGGCAGAUAUUUUUGAUUUCUCGCGAUCAUGAAUAUAAUUGUAUCUUUAGUUUUGAUAAUAAUCAAGAUUUUAAGUGUUUCUUCGUCAAAUGUAAUUAAGGCUAACAUUUUUUUAAGGUGUGUUAAUUUUUGACUCUCAUGAUUCGGCACUUUUAACACUUCGACAUCGUACUUUAUUUUUCCUUUUUACCUUCUAUAUAUUUAUAUCUUUAUUACCAGAAAUCAAUAAUAUCUGCCUAUAAUUUAAAAUAAACAGUACGCACUGCGGUUAGCUAUGAUUAGUUCUAUAUUUGCAAUAAUUUAUAUACUUGUAACAUUUAUUUAUUAAUAAACAUUUAUAUACUUUGCACUGUUAGCUGAUAGAUUGGUUUCACUGCCUUUAUAAUAAUGCUUUCCAUAACAAUUGAACCAAGUACCCUUUUUAAUAUUGUAUGAGCGAUAUCCAUUAUGAUUUACAUAAGAAAAUGAAUCAAAAAAAUCAUGUUUUUUUUUUCAAAAUUCUUAUAAAUAUGGAAUAGUUGCAGAUUUAAUGCUUAUAAAUCAUCUAAAAUUCUCUUAGAGUUACGGCAGAACAGUGACAGAAUAGCAGAAAAAUUGUUUAAUUUAAUUAAUUUAUACAAGAAAGUGAAAAAUUGGUCGUUUUGAAGAACUAGCAUUAAAAAAAUAAAGUUAUUUGUAGGAGAUACCACAAUUUUAAUCAUAAUGGGUAUCGCUGGUAUUAUGUCCCUUAUUUUAAGAACAAUAAUAAAAAGAAGAUUAGAAAGUAAAGAUUGUUUGCAAUAAUAUUUUGAAAAGCUUUAUUUUGACAGGUCAUUAGAUUUUGUUAGCAUUUACCGGAUGGGUAAUGUUAAAAAAUAAAAAUAUAUUUUGUACAAA
Helicoverpa zea (corn earworm) is the source of this 4878-nucleotide messenger RNA. RefSeq lists its product as uncharacterized. The coding region runs from base 160 to 2994 and encodes 944 amino acids. Gene Ontology annotation, cellular component: plasma membrane. The record is from RefSeq and is a predicted model, not a curated record. The transcript is spliced from 12 exons. Lineage: Eukaryota; Metazoa; Arthropoda; Insecta; Lepidoptera; Noctuidae.